Molecule: messenger RNA, 1464 nt
Organism: Capronia epimyces CBS 606.96
Lineage: Eukaryota; Fungi; Ascomycota; Eurotiomycetes; Chaetothyriales; Herpotrichiellaceae
Exons: 2
Coding region: 1-1464 (487 amino acids)
Source: RefSeq, a predicted model, not a curated record
AUGGCGCAGACUCCAGCCCAUAUCAAGCAUGUACAUGGGCCCGACCGACGCAUAUCAGCUUACAGAGAUGAACUGGUCAGCGUACAAAGUCUUUACCACGAUCGUCGAUACAAACAGUGCAUUGCGCUUUGUGAACAGCUGCAAAGACCUGAGAUUCACCCUGUGCAGCAGAUGUUCCUCUGGUUCUAUCGUGCCAUCUCUUACGAAUCCAUCGGACUGAUCGCCCACGACUACUCCAGCAACAAGCUUCGGUUCCUCUAUUCUGCGAAGGAAAAUUUCACUCUGGCCUUGCGAAGUCUGCCUCUCCCCUACAUGUCUACCGAGACAGGGGUUUACGAGCAACCUGAAUAUUCUCCCCUUCCCUCGCUAUCUGCAAUACGAUCGGUGUCUCAUGCGAAUGCAAGACUUCACGUCGUGUCGCCAGCGAGAACUGGCAUGGCUGGAAUGGUGCAAUCUGCUUCAUCCUGCAGCAAUUAUUCCACAGGAAGCAUCGUCUUAGAGCCACACAAAACCCCGUCCACGGACGACGACUCCUCGUUUGGCAAUACACACAAUCCAAUAACACCAAGGCUGCAGGCAGAACUAAAUGGUACAGAAUCCGGCAGUAUCACGCUGCCAACGACCCCUGCAACACAUAAGUCUCGACUGAGCCAAAGUCUUAGUCUUGAGCACAAACUGGCCGAUGAACUCGUCCCCUCACCCUUGUUCAGCCGGAAGUCCAAGAAAGCUCAUAUCACCGAACCGGAUGAAGACAUUGCGCUUCGCCCGUUACCGCCCUUACCGUUUAGUCACCAUUCCAACUUCGAGCUCCUGGGCUCUCGAAUUGUUCAAGUUCCCGCCAUGCGCAAGACUGCAGUCGAGACUCUGAUUGCACGAUACGAAGGAUGUUUACCUUUGACGUCGUCUCCCAUCCAGUCGCCUACCCCGACAGGUCACCAACGCACUGGGACAGUCCCCGAAUCCCCUGUGACCCCACGGUUCAAGAUAAUCCGCGAUGCCUUCACUCCCAACCCGGUCAACGAACAUCUGGAAGCGUACCUCUCCUCGCCCGAUAUGACCCGAUACAAUGCCUGUCUAUCAGACUUUCGAAUGCAGCUGCACAACCAUAUCAGUUACUUAGACAAAGAGAUAGGUCGAGUCCACAAAGCCCAAGACGAGCGAACCGCUACCAAAGCGCUAUCGAAGACCAGGUUCGCCAGUUUUUGGUCCCUGGAACACAAGGUGUCUGCCUUGAAGAGGAAAUGUCUCAAUUCAGAAGGUUUCCGUGUCUGCUCCAGCCCCGAAAUCGAAAAUGAGCAAGCAACCAGGGCCAGGCCCGAAAAAGAGAGGAUUGAGAGGUUGCGAUCUGAAGGAUGGCACGUGCGAAAGGAAACACACGGAUUCAAAGGGCUGGAAUGGUACGAGAACCUUGGCAGGUGCGUGGAACGCGAAUUGACUGUUACCGCGAGUAAGGUCAGGAUGUAG